This is a messenger RNA of Lolium perenne, 513 nucleotides long. Lineage: Eukaryota; Viridiplantae; Streptophyta; Magnoliopsida; Poales; Poaceae. The record is from RefSeq and is a predicted model, not a curated record.
AUGCGGAGAAGGGGCAAAACCAUCACGGCCGCUUGGCCAUUUCCAAGAACAGGCGCUUGCCCAUCCGCUCGAGCUGGCGCUUGCCUGUCGCCUUGGCCGGCACUGAAACUGCGAGGCCCCUUCACGCGUGGACAACCAAACAAGCAGCGCUUGCCACAGAGCAAAGGCCGCGACCCACGCAGCCAAGCGCCAGGCAGCACGCCGGCUCGCUGCACCUUUCGAUCUCCGCUGCCCCGCCUGGAUCCGCAGCUUCCCAGCCCGCCACCGCACCUCGAACGCUCCCUCAUGCCGCCUGCACGCACGCGCAUCUCCGCGCCGACCCGAGUCGGCACCACCGAGUCGCGAGGCCAAGGCCGCAGCCCGCACGCGCCGGAUCCGCCGCCAAAGCGCCGGUUCCACCGCCUCCCGCGCCGGCCGCUACCCCACCUCGACGGCCGCCAUAACCUCAACUCGGAGCCGCCGCUCCGACGCCCAACCGCCGGAUCCGCCACGCUCGUGCCGGCGAGCACGUGA